CUUCCCCUGCAGUCAGAUCCGGAGCGGUCUGCAAGCUCCUAAUUGUUGCUCCAGGUUCUUUGAGGUCUGCGCGUUCGUUCUCAGCACUCUGCAAGGCUAGAAAAGGAGGAGGAAUCUGUUCAGAAUCCCUGCAGGACAGGAGAAGGAGGGGGAAAUCUCAACAUGGAAAAACUCUGCAGUGAAAAUGAUGGAAUGACUGAGAACGAAGAAAAGAUGGAAUACAAAGAACAGUCACAGGAUGCGGGAAAGCCGGAAGUAGCCUGUACUAUGGAAAACAAGGAAAAGUUAGAAAAAGAGACAAUGACAGAAGAUGAGGAAAUACUAAAGGAUAAAGAAAAGCCAGAGAGUAUGACAAAGCCAAAAGAUGGAAACCCGGAGAGCGAGGGAGAGCGGGAGAGCGAGGAAGAGCCGGAGAGCGAGGCAGAGCUGGUGAUGGAGGCAAUGCGGGUGAGCGAGGGAAAGCCGGAGAGCGAGGCAGAGCCGGUGAUGGAGGCAAUGGCGGUGAGCGAGGGAAAGCCGGAGAGGGAGGCUAUGCCGGUGAGCGAGGGGAAGCCGGGGAGCGAGGCAGUGCGGGAGAGCGAGGCAGUGCGGGUGAUGGAGACAAUGCCGUGCCGGUGA
Molecule: messenger RNA, 618 nt
Organism: Lontra canadensis (Northern American river otter)
Lineage: Eukaryota; Metazoa; Chordata; Mammalia; Carnivora; Mustelidae
Product: transcription elongation factor A protein-like 4
Exons: 3
Coding region: 163-618 (151 amino acids)
Source: RefSeq, a predicted model, not a curated record